Molecule: messenger RNA, 682 nt
Organism: Lolium perenne
Lineage: Eukaryota; Viridiplantae; Streptophyta; Magnoliopsida; Poales; Poaceae
Product: E3 ubiquitin-protein ligase Os03g0188200-like
Source: RefSeq, a predicted model, not a curated record
UGGUAGCUGCGACCAUGUCCAGGGACAGCGUGCUGAUCGGCGCCUCUAUGGCCGCUCUCGUCGUGCUCUCCCUCGUCACCUUCUUCUGCUCCAACCGCCGCCGGGCGGUGCACACCUCGUCGCCGCAGCGGAGCGCCGUGGACGACGUGGAGCUCGGUCACCGCCGGCCGUGCGCCUCUGCCGCCGCCGCCGGGCUCGAGGAAGCCGUCCUGGCGGCGUUCCCUACGGAGGUGUACUCCUCGUCGAUCCGGCAUCGAGCGGCGGCGCCGGGUGGUGAGCGGACCAAGGAGGAGGCGACGGCGGACAUUGAUACGACAUGCGCUGUGUGCCAGGCCGCGUACUCGGACGGCGACGAGCUCCGGCGGCUGCCGGGGUGCGCGCACGCGUUCCACCGGGCAUGCGUUGACCAGUGGCUGCGGCGGCGGCCGAGCUGCCCGCUCUGCCGCAUGCCGCCGACGGCGUCAGCAUCUACGGACACGCAGCCAAGUGAAGAGAGCUAGGCCCUUGUCCCUGUCUGUCGGGACCAUUUGGUAGAGAGCGGCAAAAUGUGGCGUACGUUGUUGCUUUGCGUACCUGCAUGUCUCCUGCUUAGGUAUCUAGCCGCAAUGCCGAUCCGAGUACAUACGAGGAUGGUUAUCUCCAUGCGUGUCUCUUAUCUCAUAAACAAAAACUAAAGCUAGCU